Messenger RNA from Didymella exigua CBS 183.55, 774 nucleotides. RefSeq lists its product as uncharacterized. The transcript has 3 exons. NCBI's taxonomy places the organism in Eukaryota, Fungi, Ascomycota, Dothideomycetes, Pleosporales, Didymellaceae. Bases 1 to 774 code for a protein of 257 amino acids. The record is from RefSeq and is a predicted model, not a curated record.
AUGACGACUCCUUCACUGGACCAGCCGUCGACGACUGCGCAGAACAUCCCCCAGGCGACUGCACAGACAUCGCAAACCGCCCCUGGCCACGACACACUAUCCUCGAGCGCCGUAGAGAUGAAGACGCUUCAACCAGCAGCCGGCGCACCUGCGCCCACGACUUCCACCGCGACGGAUUCCGGAGCACCCCAGAUCGCCCCAGUAGAGUUUACAAGCAUCGGAGAAAUUAGCCCGUCACAGAACACACAGCCAGCGGCGUCAUGGCCGGCAACGCUCCCAGCCCGCAACGAGCUGAAUCGGACGGAGACUGAAGCGGCCCUCGGGCCCUCUACAGAUGGACCAGCGGCGAAUCCGGACAACAGCAAUGGCCCGACGGUAGUCAUAAUGCUGCUGCUCACGACGGGCGCUCGGCAUCCGUACAAGAUCGACGAGAAGUACCUGAAGAAGCGCAACGUCACGGUGGAGGAGAUGGAUCCGUACAACAUCAGCAUAUACACAUUGAAGGAGUUGAUAUGGCGAGACUGGCGAGAAGAAUGGGAACCAAGACCGACCUCGCCAAGUUCGAUACGGCUGAUCCACUUUGGGCGCAUGUUGGAUGACAAGUCGCCGUUGACAGACUGCCGUUUCCAGACGGAAGCGCCAAACGUUGUGCACAUGACGAUCAAGCCGCAGGAAGUGGUGGACGAGGAGGAGAACGCCAAGACUGGGAAAAGCGCAAAGACAAGAGACGAUGGCGAGGAGACGACUGCUGGUUGUCGCUGCGUCAUCUUAUAG